CCCAUUGUGAGUCCGCCCGCGGCGCCCGGGAACAUGUGGGUGAACCCUGAAGAGGUGCUGCUGGCCAACGCGCUGUGGAUCACCGAGAGAGUCAACCCAUACUUCAUUCUGCAGCGAAGGAAGGGGCACGCAGGCGAUGGAGGCGGUGGCGGAGGACUGGCUGGCCUCCUGGUGGGCACCCUUGAUGUUGUAUUGGACUCCAGCGCCAGCGUCGCUCCCUACCGGAUCCUGUACCAGACCCCAGACUCUUUGGUCUAUUGGACCAUUGCCUGUGGUGGUUCCAGGAAAGAAAUCACGGAGCACUGGGAAUGGCUCGAGCAGAAUCUGCUGCAGACACUCUCCAUCUUUGAGAAUGAGAAUGAUAUCACCACGUUUGUGAGAGGAAAAAUACAGGGCAUAAUUGCAGAGUAUAACAAAAUCAAUGACGUGAAGGAAGACGAUGACACUGAGAAGUUCAAGGAAGCCAUCGUGAAAUUCCAUAGGCUCUUUGGGAUGCCCGAAGAAGAGAAACUCGUCAACUAUUACUCUUGCAGCUACUGGAAGGGAAAGGUCCCCCGGCAGGGCUGGAUGUACCUCAGUAUUAACCACCUCUGCUUUUAUUCUUUUCUUAUGGGAAGGAAAGCCAAGCUGGUAAUCCGGUGGGUGGACAUCACGCAGCUUGAGAAGAAUGCCACACUGCUCCUGCCUGACGUGAUCAAAGUGAGCACGCGAUCCAGCGAACAUUUCUUCUCUGUGUUCCUCAACAUCAACGAGACCUUCAAGCUAAUGGAGCAGCUGGCCAACAUUGCCAUGAGGCAGCUCUUAGACAACGAGGGGUUUGAGCAAGACAGAUCCCUGCCCAAACUGAACAAGAAAUCCCCUAAAAAAGUGUCCGCUCUGAAACGCGAUCUUGAUGCCCGGGCAAAGAGUGAGCGAUACCGUGCACUUUUCCGCCUGCCCAAAGAUGAAAAGUUAGAUGGACACACAGACUGCACGCUCUGGACCCCAUUCAACAAAACGCAUAUUUUGGGUCAGAUGUUUGUGUCCACAAAUUACAUCUGUUUUACGAGCAAAGAGGAGAAUUUGUGUAGUCUCAUCAUUCCACUCCGGGAGGUGACGAUUGUGGAAAAGGCAGAUAGCUCCAGUGUACUGCCCAGCCCCUUGUCCAUCAGCACCAGGAACUGCAUGACCUUUCUAUUUGCCAAUUUAAAAGAUAGAGACUUUUUAGUGCAGAGGAUCUCUGAUUUCCUGCAACAGACGACUUCCAGAAUAUACUCAGAUAAAGAGUUUGCCGGAAGCUACAACAGUUCAGAUGACGAGGUGUAUUCUCGGCCCAGCAGCCUCGUUUCCUCCAGCCCCCAGAGAAGCGCGAGCUCAGACACCGAUGGGGACCGCCAGUUCAACCUGAACGGUAACAGUGUCCCCACGGCCACGCAGACCCUAAUGACCAUGUACCGGCGGCGCUCGCCCGAGGAAUUCAACCCCAAACUGGCCAAAGAGUUUUUAAAAGAGCAAGCAUGGAAGAUUCACUUCGCUGAGUAUGGGCAAGGCAUCUGCAUGUAUCGCACAGAGAAAUCGCGGGAGCUGGUGCUGAAAGGCAUCCCAGAGAGCAUGCGCGGGGAGCUCUGGCUGCUGCUCUCAGGGGCCAUCAAUGAGAAGGCCACCCACCCUGGCUACUACGAGGACCUGGUGGAGAAGUCCAUGGGAAAGUAUAACCUCGCCACCGAGGAGAUCGAGAGGGACUUACAUCGCUCUCUUCCAGAGCAUCCAGCUUUCCAGAACGAAAUGGGCAUUGCUGCUCUGAGGAGAGUCUUAACAGCUUACGCUUUUCGGAAUCCUAAUAUAGGAUAUUGCCAGGCCAUGAAUAUUGUCACAGCAGUCCUGCUUCUUUAUGCAAAAGAAGAGGAAGCUUUCUGGCUGCUUGUGGCUUUGUGUGAGCGCAUGCUCCCCGAUUACUACAACACCAGAGUAGUUGGUGCGCUGGUGGACCAGGGUGUCUUUGAGGAACUGGCCCGUGACUAUGUCCCGCAGCUGUAUGACUGCAUGCAGGAUCUGGGGGUGAUUUCCACCAUCUCCCUGUCUUGGUUCCUCACACUGUUCCUCAGCGCGAUGCCCUUUGAGAGUGCGGUUGUGGUUGUCGACUGUUUCUUCUAUGAAGGAAUCAAAGUGAUAUUCCAGUUGGCCCUGGCCGUGUUGGAUGCAAAUGUGGACAAACUGUUGAACUGCAAGGAUGAUGGGGAGGCCAUGACUGUUUUAGGAAGAUACUUAGACAGUGUGACCAAUAAGGACAGCACCCUGCCUCCCAUUCCUCACCUCCACUCCCUGCUCAGCGAUGAUGUGGAACCUUACCCAGAGGUAGACAUCUUCAGACUCAUCAGAACUUCCUAUGAGAAAUUUGGAACAAUUCGGGCAGAUUUAAUUGAGCAAAUGAGAUUCAAACAGAGACUGAAAGUGAUCCAGACCCUGGAGGAUACUACCAAACGGAAUGUGGUGCGUACCAUCGUGACGGAAACGUCCUUCACUAUUGACGAGCUAGAAGAACUUUAUGCUCUUUUCAAGGCAGAACACCUCACCAGCUGCUACUGGGGCGGGAGCAGCAAUGCGCUGGACCGGCACGACCCCAGCCUGCCUUACCUGGAGCAGUACCGCAUCGACUUUGAACAGUUCAAGGGCAUGUUCGCUCUUCUCUUCCCCUGGGCCUGUGGAACCCACUCUGAUGUGCUGGCCUCCCGCUUAUUCCAGCUCUUAGACGAAAAUGGAGAUUCCCUGAUAAACUUCCGAGAGUUCGUCUCUGGACUAAGUAAGGACACUGAUCUUUCAUGAAAGUUGGAGAGGGUUUUUUUCUUUUACUUUCUACUACAAAUGUUAAAUUGAUGGAUAUAUUCUAUAACAUUCUGAUUUUUUCUUUCUCAAUAUCUCUUGGCAGUUGUUGGACUGGAUAGCAGAAGCAAACAAAGUGCAGAUGAUGGUUUUGUCACAGUGAGUCUAAAGCCAGACAAAGGGAAGAGAGCGAAUUCUCAAGAAAAUCGUAACUACUUGAGAUUUUGGUCCCCAGAAAAUAAAUCCAAGAAUGCAAAGGAUUUACCCAAAUUGAAUCAGGGCCAGUUUAUUGAGCUGUGCAAGACGAUGUAUAACAUGUUUAGCGAGGACCCCAAUGAACAGGAGCUGUACCACGCCACGGCAGCAGUGACCAGCCUCCUGCUGGAGAUCGGGGAGGUGGGCAAGCUCUUCAUCACCCAGCCUGCAAAGGAGGGCGGCGGCGGGGGCAGCGCGGGCAUCCCAGGCGUGCUCUUCCCCAAGAAAGCGCCCGGCCAGCCUUACGUGGUGGAGUCUGUGGAGGCCCUGCCCACCAGCUUGGCCGCCGACGGUGAGGAGCACUCCCUGGGAGGACAGAUGGAGGACAUUAAGCUGGAGGACUCCUCGCCCCGAGACAACGGGGCCUGCUCCUCCAUGCUGAUCUCCGACAACGACACCAAGGAUGACAGCUCCAUGUCCUCCUACUCGGUGCUAAGUGCUGACUCCCACGAGGAGGACAAGCUGCAUUGUGAGGACAUCGGGGAGGACACGGUCCUGGUGCGCAGCGGCCAGGGCACAGCGGCGCUGCCCCAGAGCACCAGCCUGGACCCGGACUGGGCCAUCACCUUCGAGCAGUUCCUGGCCUCCCUACUGACGGAGCCCGCCCUGGUGAAGUACUUUGACAAGCCCGUGUGCAUGAUGGCCAGGAUCACCAGUGCGAAAAACAUCCGGAUGAUGGGCAAGCCCCUCACCUCCGCCAGUGACUACGAGAUCUCAGCCAUGUCAGGCUGA
Molecule: messenger RNA, 3786 nt
Organism: Elephantulus edwardii (Cape elephant shrew)
Lineage: Eukaryota; Metazoa; Chordata; Mammalia; Macroscelidea; Macroscelididae
Gene: TBC1D9
Product: TBC1 domain family, member 9 (with GRAM domain)
Exons: 18
Molecular function (GO): calcium ion binding
Source: RefSeq, a predicted model, not a curated record